Messenger RNA from Pseudopodoces humilis (Tibetan ground-tit), 1566 nucleotides. It is a transcript of the gene CORO2A, whose product is annotated as coronin 2A. Gene Ontology annotation, molecular function: actin filament binding. Lineage: Eukaryota; Metazoa; Chordata; Aves; Passeriformes; Paridae. The record is from RefSeq and is a predicted model, not a curated record.
AUGUCGUGGCAUCCAUGGUACCGCAGCUCCAAGUUCCGCCACGUGUAUGGCAAAGCCGCCAGCAAGGAUAAGUGCUACGACUGCAUGCCCAUCACCCUCAACGUCCAUGACAACAACUUCUGUGCCGUGAACCCCAACUUCAUCGCAGUGGUGACUGAGUGUGCGGGCGGCGGCGCCUUCCUCGUCAUUCCCAUCAAUCAGACAGGCAAGCUUGAUCCACAUUAUCCCAAAGUGUGUGGGCACAAAGGAAAUGUUCUGGACAUCAAGUGGAACCCAUUCAAUGACUUUGUAAUAGCUUCGUGUUCAGAAGAUGCCACAGUUAAAAUCUGGGACAUCCCAAAUCAGUUGCUAAAAAGAAACAUUACCACUCCGAAGAAAGAACUUCUUGCGCAUACUCGAAGAGUCGGUCUGAUUGAAUGGCAUCCCACAGCUGAUAACAUCCUCUUCAGCUCUGGCUAUGACUACAAGAUAAUGAUCUGGAACCUUGAAGUCAAGGAUGCUAUUCUUCAAAAGCCAGUGAAGAUUCUUGAUGCUCACAAAGAUGUGGUCCUCUCCAUGUCAUUCAACACAGAUGGCAGUCUCCUUGCCACUGCUUGCAGGGACAAAAAGAUACGUGUGAUAGACCCUCGUGCUGGAACAGUCCUACAGGAAGGAAGCUACAAGUCUCACAGAGUCAAUAAAGUCUUAUUCCUUGGAAACAUGAAAAAGCUGUUUUCUACUGGAACGUCUUGGUGGAAUAAUAGGCAAAUUGCAUUAUGGAAUCAAGAUGAUCUUUCUGUGCCUUUACUGGAGGAGGAUCUGGAUGGCUCCUCAGGACUACUGUUUCCCAUCUAUGACCCUGACACACACAUGCUUUAUGUGGUGGGAAAGGGUGAUGGAAACAUACGGUACUAUGAGAUAAGCCCUGAGAAACCAUAUCUGAACUACCUGAUGGAAUAUCGUUCUCACUUACCACAGAAAGGAAUUGGAGUGAUGCCAAAGAGAGGUCUUGAUGUGGCAGCUUGUGAAAUUUUCCGUUUCUACAAACUGAUUCCAACUAAAAACCUGAUUGAGCCCAUCUCCAUGAUUGUGCCUCGACGGUCGGAAUCAUACCAGGCAGAUAUCUACCCCUUGACUGCAGCAGCCCAGCCAGCACUGACAGCACAAGAAUGGCUCAACGGGAUUAAUAAAGGGCCUCUCUUGGUAUCCUUAAGACCAGGCUCUAAAGCUGUGAACUCCCCACCACAGUUUCUUGAGCCAGAGCCACUCCCACAAGCUACUAACGCGAACCAGGAAGAAGAGGAAAGUAUGUCAGUGGAGGACCAGCAAAAUCCAAGAGAGGCUCAAGAUGACAGAAGUUGGAUGGAAGUGGAGGAGGAACUACCAAAAAAUGAGCAAAUGUGCUUAUCCAAUGGAUUUGACAUAUUUGAGUGUCCACCACCAAAAACUGAAAAUGAGCUUUUACAGAUGUAUUACCGGCAACAAGAAGAAAUCCGUCGACUACGUGAGUUAUUAAUCCAGAAAGAUGUCCAAAUGAAACAGAUGGAGCUGGAGCUCAGAAACGUCUUAAUGAACACAGACAAUUAA